AUGCCAUACGCUGCUGCCAUCGUCAAUGCAAUCCGCAUGAUGCUCGUCACCUCAGGCACGAUUGACAAGGAGUCGGUACACAUCAAGACAAACUCGGUGCUGCGUGCACACCAUCGGGCCAUGAUGGCAUCCAUGUCAAAACUCGUCCUGUCCUCCCAGUUGAGCGUAGACAGUGCAGACGAAAACAUUAGCAAAAUGCUUUCUGAUUCAAACGAACUCUUGUUGGCCGUGCGCAACUUUGUCAGCACGUGUCAAGAUAUUCCGGUUUCUGUACACCACAUGGAUCCGUCCUUGAUAACAACAACAGGCAUGGGUGAACGUACCCUAAAUGGCAGCAAUAACAGUAAAGACGAUGCCAAUCAACAACAACAACAACAACAUCAACAACGCGCUAAAUACGCGUUACAGAACGACUUGGCAGAUAAUUUGGAAGCCUAUGGAACGAGCAUGCAGGAAUCGAUCGACGCCAUGUUGUCCAGCAUCAGACGCGACGACGACGGCCAGGACAGCUCACGAUUCUCGUUAGCAGCACUCAUGUUUACCCAAUUCCGCAACUUGGCCAACCAGACAGCCCAAUUCAUCGGCAUUGUCGAGGAUAUCGAUUUCAAUGACGUCGAUGCAUCGCCCUUGAUGGUCGAGCUCAAGGCGGACCGACAGCGACUCUCGGAUGGACUGGGCCUGUUGUUCUGCUGCAUGCAGUCAAUGACGGAUGAAACGGUGGCCAUACAGGGUAUUGUGGCAGACAUGGAGCAUGCUGCGACUGGCGUAAGUUUGCCGAUCCGUAAUAUCUGUUCGUGUGUUGACGCAGCACUGUCAAAGACACCGGCAGGAACAACCACACCAUCCAGCCCGGCACUCAUGGAAACAGUCAUUGCUGAAGAAGACGAAAACGAAAGCGUCGCUGCGGAAGGAUUUAGUACAGAUGACAAUGCAACACACGAAGGCACUUUACCUACAGAUACCAUGUCAGAACUCGAGCAACCCAAACAGCAAUCGCAAGCAAGCACACCGUCCACGAUACCCGAAUCUCCCACCACGACUACGUCACAAACAGCGCAACGCCAAUCGACAGUCGGCGGUGCAACCAGCUCACCGUCCAAGGCUACCUCGCGCAAAUUGAAAAAGUUCUUUGGCGACGACGCACCCGCUGCUGUUGCCGCUGCUGCGAAACCAGCCGUGAACGAACGAGCAUGGUACUUGCAAUACGACUAUGAUGUGAAUGAAAUUGUAUUCAACAUGGAAGGCUAUGUCAAGGGCGGCACGCUGCCUGCCUUGGUAGAGCGACUGACGCUGCACGACUAUCUGGACAUGAACUUUAUCAAUACCUUUUUGCUGACGUACCGAUCGUUCUGCGCGUCCAUGGAACUACUGAAUCUGCUGGAAGCACGCUACAACUUGAAUCCCCCGGAGGGCAUGACAGAGGAAGAGACUGAAGCAUGGACGCAAAAGAAACUCAAACUGAUCCGACUGCGUGUGUUUAACGUUCUCAAGAACUGGCUGGAACUGUACUAUAACGAGGACGACCACAUCAUUCUGGAUCGACUGCAGGAAUUCACAAACACAAGCAUCCGAAGCACAUUGAGCUUUUCGGCAGACCAGCUCGAACGAUUGAUCAAGAUGCGCAAGGAGGAUGAAAGUCAGGGCGGGCUCAAAAAGAUGGUCUUGACCCUGCCAGAUCCUCCCGAACCGAUCUUGCCACGCAACCGUAAAAAGUUCAAGUUGAUGGAUAUCGACCCGUUGGAGAUGGCUCGACAGUUGACCAUUAUGGAUUUCAAGCUGUAUAGCUCGAUUCGGCCCGUGGAGUGUUUGGAUAAGGCGUGGUCGCGUGAUACCAAUGAUGAUACUGGCAAGGUCGCUGUGAACAUCCGUGCGUCGAUCGAGUAUUGUAAUGAGGUCACUUCGUGGGUUUCGGAUGCCAUUUUGAGUCAGAGCGAUAUUAAGAAACGUAGCAAUGUCAUCAAAUACUGGGUCCAAGUAGCCGAGAAAUGCCGACUCUUGAACAACUUCAACACAUGCAUGGCAGUUCUGUCCGCCUUUGACAAUAGUUCAGUGGGCCGUCUGAAGCGAACAUGGGAAAUGGUGGGCGCACGGACCAACCAGAUCUUGUCACAGAUCCGCAAACUGAUGGGUGCUAACCGCAACUUUACCGAAUACCGCGCAAUCAUUCACUCUAUCAAUCCUCCCUGCAUACCAUUCCUCGGCAUCUACCUACAAGAUCUUACAUUCAUAGAAGACGGCAACCCAAACUUUUUGAAAAAGUCCAAAGAACUCAUCAAUUUCGCCAAACGCGCAAAGACCGCCGAAGUCAUUCGCGAAAUUCAGCAAUACCAGUCAUCAUUAUACCGUCUGAAGCCGGUUGAAGAGCUUCAGUCUUUCAUUCAAGCUAAUCUGCAAAGCACGCGGGACGAGGAGCAGCUGUAUAAUGAAAGCUUGAAAUUGGAACCUAGAGAGCGCGAAGACGAGAAAAUUACGCGACUAUUGCAAGAAUCUGGAUUCUUGUAA
Messenger RNA from Zychaea mexicana, 2502 nucleotides. RefSeq names its product ras guanine nucleotide exchange factor domain-containing protein. Bases 1 to 2502 code for a protein of 833 amino acids. NCBI's taxonomy places the organism in Eukaryota, Fungi, Mucoromycota, Mucoromycetes, Mucorales, Lichtheimiaceae. The transcript is spliced from 5 exons. The record is from RefSeq and is a predicted model, not a curated record. Gene Ontology annotation, biological process: Ras protein signal transduction; positive regulation of GTPase activity. Gene Ontology annotation, molecular function: guanyl-nucleotide exchange factor activity. Gene Ontology annotation, cellular component: plasma membrane.